UCUGCACAGCCCAGUUAAACCAUUUUCCAGUUGCUGGGUUUUUUUCCUUUCUUUCUUUUGUUAAAUUAUUUUCGUAACAAUUUGUUCCUUUUUUAAUCAGUUGCAAUUAUUUUCUCUCAUAUUUCUCUCUAUUUUAACUCUACAAAGAAAAGUUGACCAAUCCUUUUAGUCAAAUUUUACUUAUUACAGCUUCUGCCAUCAUGAGGUAUUCUUGUAAUUUUCAUGACCUUUAUUUCUACCAAGUUCAAUUUUCCUAAUUUUAGCCUGAAUCAACUUUAUUUUGCAUUGAUUAUUUUGACUGUGUCCAGUUUUUUCCAGUAACCCAGUGACAGUGUCCUCAACAUCAAAAGUUCAGUAUCUCCAAUGGCUGUGCUUCCCUCCCCCUGCCCCUGGGGUUAUCCUUCGGGGAGGGAGAAGGGCUUCUCUGGAGAGUCCUAGCCAGCCCUUAAUAUUUAGCAAAGGCAUCGCCUCUCUGGGGCUCCUACGCCACUCUACCCACCCCUCUGCAAGUGCCUGACGUGAUGGCACCGAGGGCAGGCAGAGCUCAUGGCUGGUGUGUUCAGGGCUCCCCUGAGGAGCCAGGCACUGAGAGGCCUCAUCUGCUGGGGCUCCGCAGCGACCCAGUGAGGUAGGACAGUGGCCGUCACCCGUCUUACAGGGGAGAUGCCUGAGGCUUUGCAGUUCUGCUGGUCACCCCCCUCACCGGGCUGUGUCUCCGUAAGUCUUCCACACAGACGGCGGUGGGGGCUGUGGGAGGCUCGAGCACAGGGUUGGGGGCCAGGCAGGCAAGAGGAGAUCCGCCUGCUUCCUCCUCGGCCCACCCAGGCCCAGGCCACUUUUCCAGAGGUGAGGGAGCUGGGAGGAGAAAACCCAGAGGAUGAAGAGACUCUCUAAAGUGUGUCUGGUUAGCUUCCCACUGUCCUUUAUCCCCAAGAAAUGAAAUCAACACCUCCCCAAAAUGAACUGAGAAGAUUGUCACUCACCCCACGAACUUUCUGACCCGGAGAGAAGUUCGGCUCCAAGAUCUGCCUAGCGCUCCCCUGCCUUUCCCCAGGUCCUGUUCUAUUGAAAAGUAAUCUAGGCUUCCGAACGCAAUGCAGAAAAAGAUGUAAUUCCUACUGUUAAAUACACAGGAACAUUUCUAAAUAACGAAAAUCACGCGUGACAGAACGUCCUGGGCAUUCCUGUUGUUUGGGGUCACUCACGUAGCUAAGUCUGUUUGCCCUCGCUACAUCAAGGCACCGUAACCACCACAUUGCAGAGCGCCGUCUGGGGCAGUUGACUUAACAUACAGGCUGCGUGCAGUCACGGGCCCCUCAGGACAGGACACUGGCACUCCGAGCAGUCAGACUGGCGAGCCUGGGAACCGGACGCUGGAUGCCAAGGACGCGCCUCCAAACUGAGGUCGGGCAUCCUCCUCACGUGGGCCGCCCUGAAGUCCUGGCCACCGGGGGAGGGCUGCCUGUUUGCUCAGCAGCCCUUAGGACCUGCUCCUCUCCAGGCCCUGCCAGGCGGCCUGGCAGGAAGCCCCCACCCUCCAGCCCAUGCUGAGCUGUGCUCCUGCAGGGGAAUCUGUGCAGCACCAAGCCCCUUUUGGUUUUCCAGAACAGUCUUCUGGAACAUCUUUGUUGCUCCCCUGAGCUCGACAUGGUUUAAGGCACGAUGAGGGUGCCCAGCAGACCCGUGAUUAUUCUUUUAGACUCAGCAGAAAGUUGAACUCCUUCCUUAGGAAGAUUGCUCUACGGGUGACCCUGGGGAACAAGUGAGUGCACGCCUGGUGUUCCGUUAACCAGGAUUUCUUGCUUCGUGGCAUUUAACAACUGAUGGUUUCAGAUAUACUGGUGAGUCCUAGGUUAUUCCCAGCAUCGGGCUUUGUUGUCAAACAGGCUGUUCUUUCUUACUUGGGGUCUUCACACAGGGCCAGUGUCAGCCCCCUCCCCAUGUUACCCAGCCACCUCCUAUUCAUCUCUCGAGCUCUACCCAGAUGUCUUUUUUCUGGAAAGUCUUCCUGCAUAACCUAAUUUAGAGCAGUCCCUCUGUUCUCAUCUCUAAAGCUCUCUGUUCUUAUCACAUUUUAAUUUAGUAAAAUAUGCUCUUAACCCAGGGACUGCCCCUCCGGUAAGGUCAGUGGCGUUGUGAGGUGAUAGGGAGUGCUGGGGACUGCGGAGAGAACACGGCCACCAAGGGCAGUUCCUGCCUGGCUCCGGCAGGGUGGCCCCGUGGGAGUGUGGGCCCAGUGCUACCAGCAGGGAAGCCAGAAAUCUGGAGUUCUUAAACGAAGUUCCCUUCACAUGUAAAGCUGGCAAAUAAUUAUUUUUAGAAACAAUGUAGGCCAAACAAAAUACAUCGGCGGCUCUUAGCUUGUAGCCUGUGGUUUAGUAUCUUUCUUUUCCAAUCAGCUCUCAGCUCCACGGGGACACAUUGUGUCUCUGUGCUGCUCACCACAAUGUCCAGAUCAAACAAAUGAAAAACAGAAAUAGCUGAUGUCCUCUCCCCACAGAGCCCUGGGGUCAGAAAGAAUGUACUGGCAAGGAGAUGGCAUCCCCUCUUCCCCAUCCUCUCUUUUUUGUUGCCUGCUGGAAAUUUCUCCAUCUCCCUUUAAGUCCUCCUCCCGGGCUACCACUGUGAACAUCAUUAUCCUGCACCCUGAAGUCAUCACAAUGGCCAGGUGGCCUCUGGCUCAGGACCCUCUGUGACAUCACCAAUGUCCCAGCCCUGGGUGCCUGUCUCCCAGUUGCAAGGAUAAGCAAACCCACGAUGAGCGACUUCCUCCCCUGCCUCUGCUCACCAUGCGGACGCUGAAAUGGUUCUUGAUCCUGCCUCUGUGCUUCUCCUGCGGCUAUGCCUUCGUGUUUUCUUCUCUGAGAGAUAAGGCCAAAGAACCCCAGGGGAAAGUGCCUUGCGGGGGGCACUUUCGGAUCAGGCAGAAUCUACCAGAGCAUGCCCAAGGCUGGCUUGGGAGCAAGUGGCUGUGGCUUUUUUUCGUUAUUGUGCUCUAUGUGAUACUGAAGUUUCGAGGAGAUGGUGAGAAGAAUAAGGAGCAGAAUCCUCCUGCCCUUCGAGGCUGUCCAUUACGCUCUCCACUAAAGAAAAAUCAAAAUGCUUCCCCCAGCAAAGACUACGCGUUCAAUACCUUAACCCAACUCGAGAUGGACCUUGUGAAAUUUAUGUCCAAGGUGCGGAAUCUUAAGGUCGCCAUGGCAACUGGCAGUAACCUCAAGCUUCCAAGCUCAGAGAUACCUGGAGAUCCACGCAAUAAUGUUACAAUAUAUGAGAUAUGGGGAGAAGAAGACUCUGACUGAAUGGAUUUGUGUCAAAGUAGGAGAGAAAAAAGUUUGAAUGGUGACAAACAGUACGCAAACUAAUAAAACUAUUCUGAAGAAAAAGAAUUCCCUCAUGA
This is a messenger RNA of Lemur catta (Ring-tailed lemur), 3400 nucleotides long. RefSeq names its product protein FAM209B-like. Bases 2790 to 3302 code for a protein of 170 amino acids. NCBI's taxonomy places the organism in Eukaryota, Metazoa, Chordata, Mammalia, Primates, Lemuridae. The record is from RefSeq and is a predicted model, not a curated record. The transcript is spliced from 2 exons.